Messenger RNA from Mesocricetus auratus (golden hamster), 3961 nucleotides. It is a transcript of the gene Mxd4, whose product is annotated as MAX dimerization protein 4. Lineage: Eukaryota; Metazoa; Chordata; Mammalia; Rodentia; Cricetidae. The coding region runs from base 150 to 869 and encodes 239 amino acids. Gene Ontology annotation, biological process: regulation of transcription by RNA polymerase II. The record is from RefSeq and is a predicted model, not a curated record. The transcript has 7 exons. Gene Ontology annotation, molecular function: protein dimerization activity; DNA-binding transcription factor activity, RNA polymerase II-specific; RNA polymerase II cis-regulatory region sequence-specific DNA binding.
AAUUUGAGGGCCUGAGGCGGAGGGUGGCGGUCCAGCGCUGGAGUCCGCGAGUCGGGCUGGUGUGCCGCCAGGCGCGGGGCGUGCGGCGAGCAGAGCCGGCAGGAGCGCGCCGGGCAGCUGCCGCCGCCGUCCCGUGCGCGGGCGGCAGGAUGGAGCUGAAUUCCCUGCUGCUGCUGUUGGAGGCAGCCGAGUACCUGGAGCGUAGGGACAGAGAGGCCGAGCACGGCUACGCCUCCGUGCUGCCCUUCGACGGCGACUUCGCCAGGAAGAAAACAAAGACCGCUGGCCUGGUGCGCAAGGCCCCGAACAACAGGUCUUCACACAACGAACUAGAAAAGCACAGACGAGCUAAACUCAGGCUCUACCUGGAACAGCUCAAGCAGCUGGUACCCUUGGGCCCUGACAGCACACGCCAUACCACUCUGAGCCUCCUGAAGCGUGCCAAGAUGCACAUAAAGGUAUGGACUCACAGGUUAAGUGGCAAAGUGGCAGUAGCUUUAAAAGUUAUAUCCAAGGCCCUGGGGUUUUAUUGGACAGCAGUGUCUCAGAAACUGGAGGAGCAGGACCGCAGGGCACUCAGCAUCAAGGAGCAGCUGCAGCGGGAGCAUCGCUUCCUUAAGCGGCGCCUAGAGCAACUAUCAGUGCAGAGUGUAGAGCGUGUGCGCACUGACAGCACUGGCUCUGCUGUGUCCACGGAUGACUCAGAGCAAGAGGUGGAUAUAGAGGGCAUGGAGUUUGGCCCUGGGGAGCUGGACAGUGCUGGCAGCAGCAGUGAUGCCGAUGACCACUACAGCCUACAGAGCAGUGGCUGCAGCGACAGCAGCUAUGGGCACCCUUGCAGGCGGCCUGGCUGCCCUGGCCUUUCGUAGGCUCUGUGUCUUUUGCUUCUUGGCCCACCUGCCUGCCCACCUAGCCAAGCGUCUCAGCCUUCCAGUCCUCCCUUAACUGAAGCCAGCCUCGUCAUGAGCCUACUGCUGUGCCAUUCUCGAAGCUACAGCUGCUGCCUGGUCUGCCUGCCUCUGCCUGCCCACCCUUUGGUCAGGACUCAAACUGCCUGCCCUUGUCUGCAGGGCAAGAUCCCACACAGGGAAGCAGGGUCAGGCUCUCACAUGUGGAGCCCAGCGUAGUCACCCACAAUCUGUUCUCAGAUUCCUAAUCAUUCCAGAAGUAUUAAACGUCAUUGCUGCAAAUCUCGGCAGGAUCCGUGUAGGGGCCUUAAUGACCACCAUAGGGAGCUUGAACCUCAGCAUUGGAUCCCAGGAUUAAGGAGUGGACUGAAAAGGAAGGAAGGAAGGAAGGAAAGAAGGAAAGAAGGAAGGAAGGAAGGAAGGAAGGAAGGAAGGAAGGAAGGCAGGCACAGCUGUCCAUCCAUUCAUCUGCCCAUCUACCUGUUGGUCCACACAAGCUCCUGAGGUGUGUGGACAGAGGGAUUUGUGAAGGGCAGGACUCGGGUGGGCAUCUGAAGCAGAUGGGUGGAAUCCUUUUCCAUGGUGUCAGGAGCCAGGGGAAUGCUCCUGGGGCCACGUCAUACCAACUCUGGUGACUUCUGCUCUAUUAGGACCAUCAGAUGUAUACACACACCUAGACCCAUACCCACAGUCACAUAUACACAGACAUGUGGACAUCAGAAAAUGUAUGUCCUGAGAUAGUUGGCCUGAGUUCACUUGGAAGUGAUGGUCCCUAGCCUAUGCCUGACUCUCAUUCAGGCCCCUGCUCACCUGUGCCAGCCCAGAUGACUGUGUAGUCAGCACAGGAAAUAGAUAGGGCUUUUCUUCCUGGCAGGGGACUGGAAUAAGCUGAGAGAAGAGCUGAAACCACUGGGUUCUCCAAGCUUUUUCAUCUCCCUUUCUUAAGAAAAGAAAAAAAAAAGUCUGACAGGGAGCUCCCAGAAGGGGCCUCACAAGCCCUGCCCAGGGCAGCCUCAGCUGGCAGAGGCUUUACCCAAAACACAAAACAGAAACAUUUUUAAAAAGAGAAAGAAGCUCUGAAGACUCGCCAAGGGCCAUGAGUGUGUGCCGCCUCUAUUUCCUGUAUGAGAUUUUUGUACUCUAUUUUCCUAGCCAUUGUUGUGUCCUUGUUUGCUGAGGGGUGGGAGCGACCCAGUGUCUCAGGGACCCAUCCUCUGUCACAUGGUCAUAGUGUGCCUUGUGUCCCCUGUCUCACCCUGCCCACUGCCAGCAACAUGCCCCUGUGGCUUAUGGGAUGCGCAGGCCUGAUGGUAGGUCUCCCUCCACCCACACCCACUGCUUUCCCACGGGUAGCCUCUCUCAGCAGCUGCAGCCUCCUGAGAGGGACGUGCAGGCCCAUGUAGCUCCCGUGGAAGAUUUUUGUAUCCUGCAGGGCUUUGACCUGGCCUCCAGUGGUGCCUCCCUGGUAACUGGCAGGGUGACUGCACCUGAAAGUUUGGGGACAGCAGGCCUGCUGGCCUGGAGUGUCAGCCAUGGGCAGCUGAUAAAUACAGUUCUUCUGGAGGUGGUCCAGGCCUGGCUAGGAGGCUUCUGUUGGCCUUUCAGUACUAGAAGACCUCUCUAGAGGCACCACACAGCAAUAUUUGGGUAGUGGUCAUGGGCUGGCCCACAACAGCGCCUGCCACCACCUCUGGUGCAUUUGUAAACAAUUUCCACACUGUGGGGAAAAAUUCUUGUUUAUCUUCAGUCAUGCCAGUGAGCAUCCUCUGGUGGGUGGCCUACUGAUAGGCAGAAUGGAGUUCCUGGAAACAGCUCUUGGCAUAGAACCUGCCCUAUGGGUACUCAAGAUGACAGGUGGACUGCAGGCCUGGGUAGGAGUUCAUGAAAUAGAAGGAUAGCCAACAUCUUAGUAAGCUGGUUCUGCCUACAUUUUCAGCCCAACAGGGGCCUCCAGUGUCUGCCUAAGCAUGUCUCUGGACAUUUGUUUUGAGUAUACACACCCUUAGCACAGGACAGAGCUAUGUUUAAAGCCCUUGCUUCAGGGCCCCAGAACUCCAGGGUUCCUGAUGUGCCCUGAAUUCUUGUAUCAUCAACCCCCUGCUCCAUCUCCAGCACCUUAGAUUCUGCUUCCCCCCCGCUGCCAGCAGAGUCCACUCCUGGUGACCAGAGUGGCCCCCCCCUUGGCUGAAAUUUGUGGCAGCUCAGCCCUUUGCCUUUUCAGGCUAUGGUUUCCAUGUAGCCUGGGAGUUGGCCUCCUCAGUCACCCAGGGGUGCUAGCCAGCUGCCCCUCCCACUAGCAGACAUGUGAGGGGUGGUCCAUAGGCAUGGGGGCUGGUGCUAAGAAUUACAUAUCCAUUACUCCUUCUCCUACUCUCUACCAUUUGCACAGUAUGGCCGUUACUAGUGGCCAUAGGAUUCAGCCAAGGCUAUUGUGUGUCUGUAGAAUGAAAUCUGGACCAAAAUAGCUGCUGCUUAUGUCCUCCAUCUGCACCUGUCCAUGCGAGCCAUGUGGUGCUCCUUAACAGAGUCUAGAACUCCAGGCUCAGGGUUGGGUCCUUUACUAAGAGGUGGUCCAGAUGUACCUGACCCACUGUCCUGCUGCAGGCCCAGCUGGUCUACCAGGAGAAAACACAGAGGUUUUGUCUCUAUCUAGACCCUGAGCCUGCCUCUGCAGUCCUACCCUGCAGGCACUUGAGUUUGCCUUCCGAGGCAGAUGGAGUUGUGCACCAAACUGUGGCUGGACAACCCUACCCUUCUGUGUGCCCCAAGCCUUCCUGCCACUUUUGGGUCAGUUAGCCUACUACCCCUCUGUCUGCACAGAGGGUCUUGACCCCAGGCCAGCAAGCAAGUUAGCUCAGGCCUCUAAACUAGGGCACUAGGGCAGGUUCCGUGCCAGAGUUUGGGGCUACAUAAGGGGCCUGGUGCCAUGCAGUGGGUAAGUUAUGAGACCUGAGCUGCAGAGUGGAAUGGGACCCCCAUCCCACCUGUCUAACAGAUGGGGCUGUGCUGUGUCAUUCUGUCAUUGUAAUAUAAAUACAGAUUUUUAUACCUCA